Messenger RNA from Podospora anserina S mat+, 1698 nucleotides. RefSeq lists its product as uncharacterized. Gene Ontology annotation, biological process: transmembrane transport. Gene Ontology annotation, molecular function: transmembrane transporter activity. Bases 1 to 1698 code for a protein of 565 amino acids. Gene Ontology annotation, cellular component: membrane. The transcript is spliced from 4 exons. NCBI's taxonomy places the organism in Eukaryota, Fungi, Ascomycota, Sordariomycetes, Sordariales, Podosporaceae. The record is from RefSeq and is a predicted model, not a curated record.
AUGGACCGCUCUGAGGUUGGCCGCCAAACAGCCCUGCCAAACGGGUGUACCAUGGCUGAAGCAGCUGAUGAGAGAACCCCCCUACUGUCGUCCACCAGCGUCUCUCACACCACUGUUUCUCACUCAGGUGCUUCCCCUGACGGCCCUGGUAUUCCCAGAGACCACCAAGGCGAAGACGAUGAUGAUGUCAUCCAGCCCAGAAAAAAUCGCAGGCGGUUGAAAAAGAUCUGGACCUCACUCAAACCUUCGACCGAGAGUCAGAUUCUUCUUGCUGGCUUUCUCAUCACCCUCAUCCUCUAUGCCUUCCACCUCAUGCAAUGCGAUCACUACUACUCCACUCACCCACCCUAUACCGGCCCCGGUGACCGCUGCAACUUAGACGAGAUCGCCGCCGGCAUGGCCACGCAGUUUUCCAUCUUGGGAAUGUCUACCACGUUCUGCGGAACCAUCAACCUGUUUGUUGCUGGCUGGACAGCCAAAAAAAUUGGCCCAAAGUAUGCCUUGAUGAUUCAGACCCUGGUCCCUGGCAUACGAGUGUCGACGCAGAUUCUGGGGCUCAUGGCUGGAGGAGCAAAGGGAAUGUUGAUGAUCCAGUGCACGCAGAUUAUCACGGUCAUUGGCGGACCUGCUGGGUAUCUGUUGAUUGUAAACAUCAUCGCUGGCGAAGUGGUGCCCCCACUGAGAAGGACAGCCGUGUUUGGCAUGCUGCAGGGCUGUAUCAUGCUUGGCCAAGGCCUGGCCGGCGGCAUGAUGGGUGAUAUUUGGGGCAUCAGCCGGCCUUUCGAAGUAGCCUUUUGCGCGUUUCUCUUGUCAGCGCUUUAUGUGGCCAUGGUGGUGCCAUACAUUGAUGCAAGCACCAUCAGCAGUGCAAAGAAAGCUCGAGGCCAGGGCAUCUCCCAGUUGUUUACACCCCUGAGAGUGUUGCUGCCGCAGCGAAUCUUGUCUCGGAACGGGACCGUGACGAAACAUUACGGACUGAUGGUUCUUUGCGCUGGCAUCUUUCUCGGUGUGCUGGCAACAGGAUAUGCGCCGCUGCUUAUGCAGCUCUAUGCCACAGCCAAGUUUGACUUCAAACAGACCGAGAAUGGCUGGUUGACGUCAGGUUUUGCCUUUAUGCGCGGUAUGUUUUUAAUAUUUGCUUUCCCCCGCAUCAUCAACAGGGGACGAUGUUGGUACAUGACACAGCAUCCAGAGGCGCAACAGCACCAUGACCACGGCAAUGGCCAUGAAGAAACGGCUCACCUGGCAACCACCCCAGAAGAGUUUGAAGCACCUAUCGGAUCUUUUGCCGAGCAAGAGCCAGUGGACGCGGAGCCGGUCAAGGAGGACGAGGGGACCGAAUUCGACCUGUAUUUCUUGCGAAUCAGCCUUGUGGUGGACGGGGUACUGACAAUGUGCACGGCCUUUGCAACCGAGAGGUGGCAUAUAUUUCUUGCUGCGUUUCUGCUCCCGCUGGCGUCUGGGUCAGCACCGGCGGCCAAGGGAGUCAUGACUGAAAUGUGCUCCCUAUCUCAACGUGCGGACGCACUAAAUGCACUGGGUCUGGUGGAAAACAUUGCUCGCCUGUCAACACAGGGCUUGUUCGGCUUUGUAUUUGCGGCUCUGGCUGAGGUCGGGAAGCCGCAUCUUACCUUUUUUGUCAAUGCUGUGAGUGUGCCGAAAGUGAUCAAGACUGUUGUGGCCCAAGAGCUGAUGUGA